Messenger RNA from Rotaria sp. Silwood2, 1061 nucleotides. The record is from the annotation of a GenBank genome assembly. NCBI's taxonomy places the organism in Eukaryota, Metazoa, Rotifera, Eurotatoria, Philodinida, Philodinidae.
AUGUCACAAUCCGACAUAACUCGGCAGAAAUUAAUUGAACCUGAUUAUGAACCAGUUAGUUCAUCACGUAAACUUAAUUUAUUACGUCAACGUUCAGCUCGUUAUUCAUAUCGGCAAAGAUGUUGUAAAUGUUGUCCAGCAAUACUUUGUGAACUUUUAUUUCCAAUUACCAUAAUACUAUUGUUAACGUUAACUCGAUAUGGACUCAAUCGACUAGCCGAAAAGCAAAAUAAUCAUGAAAAUUUACCUGGAGCUUUUAGUAAAAGUCUAUGUUCGCAAGAAAUCAAUACUCCACCAACUUCAUCAAAUGAUAUAUUUAGUAAUUGUUUUAAAUUUCCACCAAGUUAUAAAGGUGGUCGUUGGAGUUCACAUACUCUGGAUGAUGUUUCCAAUAAAACUAAUAUUGUUUUCGAACCGAAUCGAACGGAUGUCAACGAACUUGUUCAACGUGCUACAAUACGUCUAGCGGCAAUGAAAUGUAAUAAUACAAACAUUUGGAGUCACGAUUCAGACGAUAAAAUGGAUAUGCAUUUAUUACAAAAUAAAACUAUAAAUACAGUUAUAGUGGAUUUCAGUGCAACAUCUGAUCUAAGAAAAGAACACAAUCUUGUCUGUAAGUUGAUUUAUCUAUGACAAGCUUAUAAACUAUGAUUGACUCAUUACACUAUACUAUAUAUAAAUAAAGAACACUUGAACAGAAGCUAAAACUUCAAUAAAAACAAAUCGAAUAUAAAAUAGAAUGCUAAGAUGCAUGUUUAAAUAAGAGUUUCCAAAAAUUGAUGUAUUCUUCCCUUUCAAAUAAAGAAGCAAAGAAAAGAAUUCGAUUAGACCGAAAAUAAUUUCAUCUCGACAAAAGACCUACUAAAAUCUUAAAUAAACAUUAGACAUUCAAUAGUAAAUUUUAACUUUGCAUUGAUAUUAAUUCAAUGAUUAUUGCGUAUUGUCUAUUUUUAGACAACAUUAUUGUUCGAACAUCAAAUAUUAUUUUGAAAAAUGAUCCUGUCGAUAUGUCAUUCAUAUCAUAUAAACAUCCAGGUAUAUUAACAAAUCAUUUUUUCUUU